Lycium ferocissimum is the source of this 974-nucleotide messenger RNA. RefSeq names its product F-box protein PP2-B10-like. The transcript has 2 exons. Lineage: Eukaryota; Viridiplantae; Streptophyta; Magnoliopsida; Solanales; Solanaceae. The record is from RefSeq and is a predicted model, not a curated record. Bases 116 to 598 code for a protein of 160 amino acids.
CUAGGACCUUUCUUGUCACUUUUGGUCUGUUUUUAAUUCCUAAUAUUUUGUGUCUGUGAUUUGAUCUGUCAUAUAGAGCUUUUCACUAGAUAAGAAGACAGGGAAGAAAUGUUUUAUGGUAGCAGCAAGGGAACUCGGUAUUGCUUGGGGUAAUACACCACAGUAUUGGGAAUGGUUAUCUCACCCGGACUCCAGAUUCUCAGAAGUGGCUACACUCAAGUGGGUCUGUUGGCUUGAUAUCCGAGGCAAAAUUGAAACUCAAAUGUUGUCGAAAAGAACCAAAUAUGUUGCUUAUCUAGUGUUCAAAUUGGAAGAUAGAUACCAUGGCCUUGGAAAUGCUAAUGCAGUUGUUAGAUUUGUUGAUUCUGAGACUGACAAUGAAGCGGAGCAACGAGCUAGUGUUGUGCGUUUAUCAGGACGAGGACCUAGAGCGACGCUGCCCUUGAGAAGAGAUGAUGGAUGGAUGGAAAUAGAACUGGGAAACUUUUUCAACGAUACAGCAGAAGACGGAGUUGUUGAUGCGCGAUUAAUGGAGAUUAGGCAUCUUGGUGGAAAAAGUGGCCUCAUUGUUCAAGGAAUGGAGUUUCGUCCAGAAUGAAGAAGAGAAGAAUCCUUACUAUGCCUUUUGUGAUACUAUUUAUUUAUGGUGCUAUGUGGAUAAUACUUGCGCUCGCAGUAUGCUGACAACCGGCAUAAAAUGAGCCAAUUUAGAGUAAAUUUCACCCGGCGGUUAUCCAAUUUUGGGUUUCUCUGUUAUGAAUGUGCCGCAGCCCACACUAACAACUAUUGGGCCAUGAAGUAAUAGGGUCAAAAGGCUUUCACAAAGGUUGAUUUGGGAUUCAGGCCCAUUUAGCAACUACUCGUUAAAAGGAGGAUGAAGAGUUAGAAUAGCAAUUAUGCGAAAAUUGUUUAGUCUAAACUUAAAAGUCUGUUUCUCCUCAUCUCCAUUCUCAUUAUCUCUAAUUCUCAUCUCC